This is a messenger RNA of Staurois parvus, 609 nucleotides long. The record is from the annotation of a GenBank genome assembly. NCBI's taxonomy places the organism in Eukaryota, Metazoa, Chordata, Amphibia, Anura, Ranidae.
GACAGGGGGCAGCAGGGCAGUGUACAGGAGUCAGCAGGCAGGGCAGAGGACAGGGGCCACUGCUUGCAGGGCAGAGGACAGGGGCCACUGCUGGCAGGGCAGAGGACAGGGGCCACUGCUGGCAGGGCAGAGGACAGGGGCCACUGCUGGCAGGGCAGAGGACAGGGGCCACUGCUGGCAGGGCAGAGGACAGGGGCCACUGCUGGCAGGGCAGAGGACAGGGGCCACUGCUGGCAGGGCAGAGGACAGGGGCCACUGCUGACAGGGCAGAGGACAGGGGCCACUGCUGAUAAGGAAGAGGACAGGGGCCCCUGCUGGCAGGGCAGAGGACAGGGGCCCCUGCUGGCAGGGCAGAGGACAGGGGCCCCUGCUGGCAGGGCAGAGGACAGGGGCCCCUGCUGGCAGGGCAGAGGACAGGGGCCCCUGCUGGCAGGGCAGAGGACAGGGGCCACUGCUGGCAGGGCAGAGGACAGGGGCCACUGCUGGCAGGGCAGAGGACAGGGGCCACUGCUGGCAGGGCAGAGGACAGGGGCCACUGCUGGCAGGGCAGAGGACAGGGGCCACUGCUGGCAGGGCAGAGGACAGGGGCCACUGCUGGCAGGGCAGAGG